AUGUCUUCACGAUGUCUUUCCACUCCUCAUUCAUUGAAUCGAAAUACGCCAUCUACCUAUAAAACUAAUCAAUUUACUGAUAUGCAUUCUUCCACCUCAUAUAUUGAUGGUUUACCGGAGCCUAAUUUAUCAAGUCGUAGUCGAACAGCUGUUGUUGGUCCUAAUACGGUACAUGGAAGUCGAGAAGGUUCACCGUAUGAUUAUCGUUCAGCUAAUGAAGAAGGUGAUGUGCUAGCAUAUUACAGUAGUGAUAUUACACGAGCGUAUACAUCACCUCCUACACCGAUAUCACGAUAUGAUUGUGGUGAUCCACCACCUUACUAUAGCCAUAGACGAAAUACUCAACCGGAAGAUGGUAUUAUUUUUAUCGUUUGUUAUUUUUGA
Messenger RNA from Cercopithifilaria johnstoni, 384 nucleotides. Lineage: Eukaryota; Metazoa; Nematoda; Chromadorea; Rhabditida; Onchocercidae. The record is from the annotation of a GenBank genome assembly.